This is a messenger RNA of Gadus morhua (Atlantic cod), 2625 nucleotides long. Its product is annotated as creatine kinase U-type, mitochondrial. Gene Ontology annotation, molecular function: creatine kinase activity. Gene Ontology annotation, cellular component: mitochondrion. The record is from RefSeq and is a predicted model, not a curated record. The coding region runs from base 197 to 1444 and encodes 415 amino acids. Gene Ontology annotation, biological process: phosphocreatine biosynthetic process. NCBI's taxonomy places the organism in Eukaryota, Metazoa, Chordata, Actinopteri, Gadiformes, Gadidae. The transcript is spliced from 9 exons.
GUGUGUUGCGAGCGUCCUUCGGCAUUCACAUCACGCGCGCCUCCUCCAGCCUUUCUCAGAUUCAUUCCAUAAGAAGAGUCACACACCAUAGAGCAUCACACACACCAUAGAGCAAUAUACACACACAGAGACACCAAAGAGGCUAGCAUUGACCUGUAGGCUUUCUCAUUCUUGGGCUUUGCAAACGGAGGGCAAGAUGGCAAGCAACUUCUACCGAAUCCUGUCGUCCAAACGCAAUGUUGGCAUCCUGUCCUUGGUCGGUGCUGGAUCUAUAACCGGGGCCGUUUUGCUCCGCCGGGAACAUGUCACCGCCAGUGCGCACGUACGAAGAACGUACCCAGCCAGUGCCGAGUACCCGGACCUCCGCCAGCACAACAAUUGCAUGGCCAGUCACCUGACGCCGGCCAUCUACGCCAAGCUGUGUGAUAAGUCCACUCCCAACGGCUACACCCUGGACCAGGCCAUCCAGACCGGGGUGGACAACCCAGGCCACCCCUUCAUCAAGACCGUGGGCAUGGUGGCCGGAGACGAGGAGACCUAUGAGGUAUUUGCUGACCUGUUGGAUCCCAUCAUCAGAGAGAGGCACAAUGGCUACGACUGUCGUACAAUGACCCACCCGACCGACCUGGACUCAAGCAAGCUCCAUUCGGGCCGGUUUGACGAGCGCUAUGUGCUGUCGUCCCGCGUGCGGACGGGCCGCAGCAUCCGGGGGCUGAGCUUGCCCCCCGCCUGCACCCGGGCCGAGCGGCGGGAGGUGGAGCGGGUGACGGUGGACGCCCUGGCCGGCCUCAGCGGGGACCUGGCCGGGAAGUACUACAGCCUCACCCAGAUGACGGACGCGGAGCAGCAGCAGCUCAUCGACGAUCACUUCCUGUUUGACAAGCCCGUGUCCCCCCUGCUGACCUGCGCGGGAAUGGCGCGCGAUUGGCCAGAUGCCCGUGGGAUCUGGCACAACAACGAGAAGACGUUCCUGGUGUGGAUCAAUGAGGAGGAUCACACUAGGGUCAUCUCCAUGGAGAAGGGAGGGAACAUGAAGAGGGUGUUUGAUAGAUUCUGCAGGGGCCUCAAAGAGGUGGAGAGGAUGAUCCAGGAGAAGGGCUGGGAGUUCAUGUGGAACGAGAAGCUGGGCUACAUCCUCACCUGCCCCUCCAACCUGGGCACCGGGCUCCGCGCCGGGGUCCACGUCAACCUACCACGGCUCAGCAAGGAUCCUCGCUUUAGCAAAAUCCUGGACAACCUGCGUCUGCAGAAGCGUGGGACAGGAGGAGUGGACACUGCUGCAGUGGGGAGCACCUUCGACAUCUCCAACCUGGACAGACUGGGGCAGUCUGAGGUCCAGCUGGUGCAGACAGUAGUUGAUGGGGUCAACUACUUAAUCGAGUGUGAGAAGAAACUGGAGAAGGGCCAAGAUAUCAAAGUGCCUGCACCACCCAAAGGGAACUAGACCCCCCCCCCCUCCCCCUUCCCCCCUUCCUGAACAACCCCUCCCCAUAACCCCCCUGGGCCGGACACAUACAUGCACAGAUGCUCCCGGUUUGCGCCCAUAGAUAUUCUACCAUGCCUGCAGCAGUCAUGGUGUCUACCUAUAUUCCUGGCUGAUAUCUGCAUUGCACACCCCUCUGUAAUAUAAUCUAGAUUAUGUUAUAUCUAAAUACAUAUACAGUCUAUCAUUAUAUAUAUAGUGUAUUAUUAAUAUACAGCCAUGCUUCCAACGGAGCGCACCAGACUACUUUUGUCUUGGCAACCAUUCAUACAUUCAGGAUUCAUCAAUCAGCUUUGUGUGCCCCCCCCCCCCCCCCCCCCCCCCCCCCCCCCCCCCCCAGUUGCCUAUAAUCUCUCCUCAAGCAUGAUCUAUACUUUGUGUGUUAUUCAAUGCCCGGUAUUAACUGGACAUACUUAACUUAAAUCUGAAGACAUUUAUAACAUUGUGAUUGUAUAGUUAAAGCUGCUGUAGGUACGAUUUGACCGUUCUUUAAAGAGAGAGGGCAGGGUACAAUGACAAUUAGGGCAUUUAGCAGACGCUUUUAUCCAAAGCGACUUACAUCGGUUAAUACACACAUUGACACACCGACGGCAGAGUCAACCAUGCAAGGCGACAGCCAGCUCGUCAGGAAUGUGUUGUGUUGCAGACAUGCUUGCAGUUCACUUGCAAGAUGGAUUCCAUCUCGCAGGGAAGAGAGGCAGGCAUGGAGCCAACCAGAACAGAUAUUCUCACAAUGCAUUUAACUCAGUGACAGCUGACAGAUGGCGAUGGCAUUUCUUACAAAUUAAAGCUCUUGAAUCUUACCUAUAGCACCUUUAAACCAUUUGUUCGCUGAUCUCCAUUGUGUGGAGUGUGUGUGUGUGUUUUUUGUUACCAUCCAAGGUCGAUCUGGACAGAGCGACCACUAAGACUCAGGGUCAACCGGGAGGUUUAGCAAUGCUCUAACAACAACAAUAACAACAAUAACAUUGACAACAACAACAACAACAACUGGGUCUUAAAAAGUAGUCAUUUUAAAACAAAUGAAGUCAAGCCUACUGGGUUGGACUCACUAUAGGCUAAGGAAGCAAUAUCAUUUCACCUCAACCAUUGAAUGUCUUAAUGUAGCCUGUUUUAUUAAAGAAACCAUCUAUUUAGCAGUA